This is a messenger RNA of Plasmodium inui San Antonio 1, 4146 nucleotides long. RefSeq lists its product as hypothetical. Lineage: Eukaryota; Apicomplexa; Aconoidasida; Haemosporida; Plasmodiidae. Gene Ontology annotation, biological process: protein dephosphorylation. The transcript has a single exon. Gene Ontology annotation, molecular function: protein serine/threonine phosphatase activity. The coding region runs from base 1 to 4146 and encodes 1381 amino acids. The record is from RefSeq and is a predicted model, not a curated record.
AUGGAGCCCCUCCUCGGUGACGAAUUUGAGCAGCGAUGUGACAUCUUACUUAGGAAGACGGAUAUGAAAAAUGUAAUCAUCCCGAGAAGAGAAAGCGGAACAAGCGUCGACAUAAACUUUGAAGAAGAUGGGGAGAAAAUUGAACGGAGAUUUAAACGGGUUAGAAUAAGGAAGCAUGGGGGCCUAUCAAUGUGCUGCUUCUCAGUAGGAAGGACAGCAACCAGGUUGGGGAAAUUCCUUCCCGGUGAUACGCUCAGAAAGUUGAGGAACCAAAGUAGCAUCGCGGUAAAGAUGAACAAUAAAAUGAACCAUUCCUUUGGCAGGAAUUACCAUUUUAUGCAAAAUGAUAAGAAGACAGCCCCUCUGGGUGACCCCUCCACAUCAGCGGAUAGAAAUCUGUCCCAAUUUGACGACUCCCAAAAGAGGGGGAAGAAAAAAUCUACCCCGUCUAAGGCUCUCCAUGAUGAGCAUUUGGAAGACAAAGCCGCGAAUCCCCAGAAGGGAAAAAAACAAAAGUGGAGACAUGACUCCCCCAAAGGGGGCAGACCAUCCACGAUCACUGAUUGGCUAACCAGUCAGGUGCGAAACUAUGCCAAUUGUACGUACCUCUUGGGGAGGAAAAAAUGUUACAUGUGUUUUAUGGCCACCCAGGGGAUACAAACGAGGGAAGAAGCGAAUGAAGCGAAGGAGAUUCCCGCCAUGGGUGUCUCCAUAAAUGAGUGGAAAAAAGGAAGAAGUUGGGGGGAAGACACAAACAAAUCAUUCACCUUCAGUUACGGAUUUUACACCAAGAAGGGAAAGUACCAUAACAAUGAGGACACAUGUUCGCAUGCCUCAUUCAGUUCUUAUGAAAUACAAAAGGGGGUGGAGAAACUCAUCCAUCGCAUGGGAAGCAGCGGAAGGAAAUUUAAUCUCUUCCAUGAGGUGUUAAAAAGGUUUCACCUACGUUCGUCGAUUCUUCGCCAUAGGGAUCGCUCUGCUCGGGAGGCUGAGCUCGGUGGAGAUAGAAAUGAAUUGAAUCCUCCCGCGAAACGUUCAAAUGGAGGCACUUGUAAGGUCUACUUAAAACCCGUGCUGCCCGUGUAUCACCUGGAGGAGGGGAGCCCACCGAAUGUCCCUCACCACCACGACAUGAUCUGCAGGUAUUUUUACGAAAAGAAGAGCGACGAUCACAGAGAGGGGGAAAGCCACCAAAAGAAGAGGACCAGACGCACACAAAGGAGAGAAAAAAGAAACGUGCCCAAAGACACACAUGAUGUCGAAGAAGGGACCAAAAAACUACAGUUAAAAUGUUUAACCCAGUGGGGAGAGAAAACCCAAAUGUUAGAUUCCCAGGGGGAAGAAUUCUACCAAACACAUAACCCUAACUUGCGCUUCUCCCAUUACUAUAAGUUCGUCUGUAAGGUUUGCAGGAAGUACCAAUAUAUGAAUGCCCAGCAGAGCCGGAUGUUGCAUCCGGCCUACCUGCGCUACCUCCAUGGUGUACCCAAAUGGGGAGGGAAGAAAAAAAAGAAAAAAUCGUGCCACAAGAUGAGCGCUUACACCUCCUCCAGUUGCUCAGACGAAUUUAACUACGUCAGGUUCUCUCCCCAGAAUGGGAAGAAGCGUUAUGGGGAAAAAGGCAGCGCGGAAACGGGCGCAACUGUGGAUGGGGAUUUUCCUGCCUUCUCCACUGCUAGACAGGUCAACAACUUUAGCGGCUUAAGCGGACAUACAGAUAGAUCCAUCCACGGGGAGGGCGAAAACCACCCGAGUGACUCCUCCCCAAGUGGAAGCACGACAAACAGUUAUGGCAGACUGAGCGACUACCUCACGAGCUGCAAAACCUGCAGGCAUCUUCUCAAAUAUGAUAACAUGGCGAACGAUUCUUUGUUGAAUUUUUGGAAGACGAAUUAUUUCAUGGAACACCCAUUUUGCCUGAACAGGUCAGAAAAAAAAAUGCUCAACCUAGUUGCAGCUAGCCAAGAGAGGGAAAAGACAAUGAUUAGAAAAAAUUUCCUAAAUGAUCACGACGAAAGGAGUGGUUUAGCUGAGGAGGAGAGGUGCCACGUCCGCUCUCAUUCCGAUGUGGAGACUUACCAAAACGGAAAGGAGCUGCAAAUGUGGAAGGAUGUGUUGGAGAGAUGUUCCACGAGAAAAAUUGCCCCGAAUGAAUGGGACAGAAAGGGAGAGCCCUCUCGAAGUUUCCUCAAACGGACGAGACAGAAUAUGAUUCGAUCGAGGGAGUGGAAAAGAUGGAUAGACAAAAUGCGAAGGUAUCUCUUUGAACAAUACUACGCGAGAUUGAUUGCCAAGAAGGAAUCGAAACCGAGUGAAGGACACUCCGAUGGAUCUUCUGAACAGAGAGGGUUGGAUAACAACUUUGACAUGCACUUGUUCACCAUAUGCGACGGUCAUGGCGAUUCGCAUGCUUCCCACUUCUUAAUUCAAAAUGUGCACAGGGUUUUUUACUACCUCCUCGUUCACACCCUCUUCAAUGUUUAUAUCUCCCUAAAGAUCUUACACCCCCUGUUGGAUUUUUUAUACUAUCGGGAGUGUGCAAGAGGGAGGAGUAGCAGCUGUGCCGGAUCGUGCAUUAUUAACAUCCUCCUAUGGGGGAACUACCUUUAUGUGAACAACACGGGGGAUAGCAGGUGCGCCAUGCUGACCUUUCACCUGGAUAGGUUUGAAUACAGUCGGGAGUCCCCCGCGGAGGAGGAGAAGGAACACCACAGGGCGAGAAGAAAGAAGCGAAGAGGGGGGAAGUCCAAGAAGAGGACGAAGCUAGGUGCCCGCGCGGUUAACCGCGACUGCGACUCCGAUGGCCAGUACCAGGCAUACGUCAUCAGCGCGAAGUCAUUUUCCUACAACGAGCUCAACUGCGAACACAACUGCAAUAGUUACAUGGAGUACUUGCGGAUGUAUAAGAUGCAUCUCUGUGAGGAGUUAGUCGGUCGGCAAGUGAGCACAGGGGAGGGACACCACCCUGGAGAGAGGCGAAACGAGAACGGGGACACUUCCGUGAGUAGGCCCCCCAGGGACAAGCUUCGACGGGGUGUGCAAGACGAAGAACAGAUGGAGAUGGAGGCACCUCCCAACAUGAAGAACACGAAGAAGAGGAAGAAAAAGGAGGAUCUGAAAAAGACCAAGAUGGAUAAACACUUGAACAAACAAAUCGCAAUGCUUAAUGGGUACCUACUGAGCGAACGCGGAAAGGAAAUAAACAUAGGGAACCUCUCCUAUGAUUUAAUAAAAUAUAAUAGAGUCGACGGGUGCCUACAUCCCUGCAGAGUUAUUGGAGACUAUGACUUGAAGAGGAAGUACUACAAUGAGCAUUUCAUCUUGUCCAACGAUUCGAAUGUGUACAAAUACGACAUGAAUAAUAUCAAUUUGGUCAAUAUGAUUCGUUAUCUGUACUUGAGGAAGUUCUGCGGGGCGUGCAGGAGGAGCUACCUCCUCAGUAACUAUGGCAAGAUUGGACCCAUCAGGGAGAUUGUCCUUUUGGACGUUCCGGAGCAGCCUCGCCAGGCGGGCAAAAUCCACACAGGGAGCGCUGCUAAUCUGCAACGUAGCAGCACUGUGAGCAGAGGAGAGGUGCCCCCUAAACCGCAUAAGCGGCCUAAACCGCGUGAGCCUUCCGAGGGGAGACCUCCCCCCGCCGGAUUGUGCUUAAAAAUUUACAGGGACGGCGCGCCCGACAGUAACCUGCCUACCAGCCAGGUGGAGAAGAAAGAAGAAAAUUUCCCUGUACAGCUAAACGAGCGGUUCGCACCCUACAUUAACAUCAAAAGUGUUUCCAUGAAUGAAAAUUAUUUAUGCUGGAAGAAACGAAGGAACUUUUUCCACUUGUUGAUCAUUGCGUCUGACGGCGUUUUCGAGUACGUCAACCCGCACUUCUUAUUAAACAUUUUAAAAAAAAACAAAUCCGUGUAUGCCAAGGUGAGGAAGCUGUACCGAACGUAUAACAUGCGAGAGUUGUUGACAACCACCCCAGGAGGUACCCCCCAAAGGGACAUAAACAAAAUGAUGCACAGGUAUAUGCUCACAAAAGAAGAUUGUACUAAACUGGCAAGGGAUAUUGUCAAGGGUUCCAUAAUGCAUGGCAAUUUGGACGACAGCACAUGUUUUUGUAUUUUUAUAUUUCCCACUUUUUUUGUAUGUGGAUAA